Messenger RNA from Dichomitus squalens LYAD-421 SS1, 1687 nucleotides. RefSeq lists its product as uncharacterized. The record is from RefSeq and is a predicted model, not a curated record. The transcript is spliced from 3 exons. Lineage: Eukaryota; Fungi; Basidiomycota; Agaricomycetes; Polyporales; Polyporaceae. The coding region runs from base 1 to 1662 and encodes 553 amino acids.
AUGGCCCCUGUCUCCGCCGCCACCAAGUAUGAUACCGCCCCUCCGCAGAGCAGGACCUCCAACAGCAGCGGCCACUGGAAUCGACAGCAGAGCUACCGCGCACCCCAGCAUGAUACCACCGAGAGGAAGCAGCUGCUGGCAGCGCCAGUGGUCCCGCCCUCCCAGGAUCGCCGCUUGGUUCAAGUCCCGGCCUUGAAUCCCAUCCACCCGACCUGGCCCGUCGACAGCAAGCUCUCGAAGUCGCAGAAGAGCUACGGCAUAUACCCCAGUCUGACUAGCGACAUCUACAUCUACGAGCGCUCUAUCACGUCGGCGUCGUUCGAGGACGAGUUGGCGAGUUCGCCGUCGUCGGACUCGUCGAGCUCCGACUCGGAUCACUUCGCACGCACCGCCACCUAUGCGUCGGUGGAGGUGUCGUCCACGCGCGCUAGCAGCAGCACAGAGACGUUGGAGAGCACCUUGACUGCCCGCGCGCCCGCAGGUACGCACCCAAAUGCCGUAGCCCCUCUCGCGAUCGCUGCUGCCCCCCGCCCGCCCUCGACGCGCCCCCGCCACGACAGCACCAGCGCCGCACGCCCCGUCAUCCCCCUCACACGCGCACAGAGCCAGCUGCAGCGCUCCAUCUCCGUCUCGCGCGUCGUCCCCCCUAUCCCGCUCGCCUCUGCGCCCCUCGACAACCUCUCGGACAGCAGCGACAGCGAUACCGCCGUAUCUGAUACCCACAUCGACGGUAUGGUCGUCGAUAUGCUCGGUGCCCCGUUAUCUGGCCCUUCGAGCUACGGCUACCCCGGGCGAAACCCGUCGUCGUUCAGGACCAGGAGGGACUCUACUGAUCGUGUGCCCUCGAAUUCUUACAGACGCGACGCUCCUUCUGCUAGUUCUGGGGAUUUGCCCCCGACGCGUUCUGUUGUGCCGCCGCCACACGAGCGAUCCCAGCGCCGCGAGGGCAGUCCACGAGCGGACGACCAGGCGUACCCCCGCGCGCCUCCAGGGCUCACUGGAGGUGCCGGAGGAGGCGUUGCUACGGUGCCCGAUGGCAGCCCCCCUCGCUGGAAUUCCGACCCGUCGCCGUCGUUCUCCUCGAACGGCUCUCCCACCGCGCGAUCAGCGGGAAGUGCACCCGCGUUGGCGCGCACGACGAGCACACGCCCAGGCCCGGCGAUUCCUUUCCCCGGUCCGCAGGCUCCCGCGAGGAGCGCAGUCGCCGUCCCUCCUUCGAUUCCUCCUGCGGCGUCCUCCCCGACGACUGCUUCCCCUCCUCGGCGAGAUACGCGCACGCCGUCUCCGCAAAACACUUCCCCGGCGGGGAGCCCCACUACGCACUCUCCUACGCAAGGAUGCCCCACUUCUGCCAUAGGUCCUGGCGCACUUGUCGUCGCUCCCAAGCGCAACGUCCGCUGGAACGAUAACCUCGUCUGUCCUUCCCCCGUCCCUCUAGAGCAGCGCAGAAAGGGCUGGUUCAACCGCCGAGGCGAUCAGCUCUGGACCAACGACGGGCAAUACAAAGUCCCAGCCCAGGGCCAGGAGUUCCCACCUGACCUUGCUCUCUAUCCCGAACCCAACACCGGCUGGAUGAACGAGGAAGGCGUGCGUAUUGACAUGCAGCACCGACUCAUCCCCAAGCAGCCUCUCCGUCCCGCGCUCAAGCGUCGAACGCUGUGAGCCGUGGGUCGCACGCACGAACCAC